Arachis duranensis is the source of this 732-nucleotide messenger RNA. RefSeq lists its product as uncharacterized. The record is from RefSeq and is a predicted model, not a curated record. Bases 1 to 732 code for a protein of 243 amino acids. The transcript has 3 exons. Lineage: Eukaryota; Viridiplantae; Streptophyta; Magnoliopsida; Fabales; Fabaceae.
AUGUGGGUUGGAUAUUCGAAGAGUCUUCGUUGCCUGGAACCUGCAGUGGCUUCCAUGGAGAAUGGAAGGUAUAGGUUUUAUGCCGUUAAAAAGGGACGAAUUCCAGGAAUUUACCUGAUAUGGGAAGAAUGCAGCGCACAAGUGAACGGGUUUAAAAAGAACGAAUACAAGGGGUUUCAUAUUCGUGCAGAGGCUGAAGAAUAUAUGCGCCGCGGAGGUUGCUUCUAUGGAGGUGGAGGGAAUGCGUUUGGAGGUGGUGGGUGUUCCCAACAUCUACCUCUGGCUUCUGUAUAUGCAAGCCCUUCUUCUCAAAAAGUGCAAUACUUGGGCCAUUCUCCUAGCAGUGUUUUCGUUGGUGAUGAUAGUCGUGGCACAUCCGCAUCGUCAGGUGGAGAAGUGGUCUCCGAGACCCAAGAUCCUGGAUUUUUGUAUGUGGAGGACUUUGAACUAAUGCUCAUCAAUGCAAGAGGAUUAGAAUUUGUGGCAUAUGGCCCAGAGUCUGAAGAGGAAAAGGAGGCUAGGCAAGAAGUUUCUUUCGCCAUGCUAAAUAAAUUGGUCGAUGCUGGUGGAAAGAGCAUUUGUGACUAUGGUAAUCGAGUCCUCGAUCGUAUGCAACACCAGAUGAAGGAUGAGAUGCCACAGUCGAUGUUUGAGCAAAUUCGGAUGCUUGAGGAGGAGAACGUUGAACUGAGGCACCAGGUCAAAAUGAUUGAGGAAAUGUUGGGUGAUUAA